UCCAUUAGUUGUGUGAUGUGCCCCAGAUUCUACGCCUUCUCAAAGAAAUACUACUCAUUUGCCUCCCUUUUGCUGCUUUAUAAAAGCCCUUCUUGGGGUCAUCUUUGCCUUGUGGGAACCGGAGUAGCCUGCAGAAAAGUCGUCGGGGUAAGAUUGAUUAUAGAAGAAUAGAGAUCGGAGCGGCUGGAUCAGGUAUAAAAACAAAGACGUGUACCGAGCAUGGUUAUUUAGUUCUGUUGGUUCAACAAGAAGGAUUAACUUACAUGUUUGAAUACUUUUUGGAUACAGAAAAUAUGUACCAACAUCAAGGGAAGAGCAUGCACCCUGAGAGACAUUUGUUCCUGCAAGGAGGGAAUGGCCCGGGAGAUUCUGGUCUUGUUCUAUCGACCGAUGCCAAGCCGAGACUUAAGUGGACGUCUGAUCUUCACGAGCGGUUCAUCGAUGCCGUCAAUCAGCUUGGAGGUGCUGAUAAGGCUACUCCUAAAACAGUAAUGAAACUAAUGGGGAUUCCUGGCCUUACUUUAUACCAUCUCAAGAGUCAUCUUCAGAAAUAUAGACUCAGUAAAAAUCUCCAUGGACAAGCUAAUAAUGGCAGUAACAAGAUAGGCGUGGUUGCAACGGCCGGAGAUAGAAUGUCUGAGGCAAAUGGAAAUCACAUGAAUAACUUGAGUAUUGGACCUCGAACAAACAAAGGCUUACAAAUCGGUGAAGCACUGCAAAUGCAAAUCGAGGUGCAGAGAAGGUUGCAUGAACAGCUUGAGGUGCAGCGACAGUUGCAGCUUCGUAUCGAGGCUCAAGGGAAAUACUUACAGUCAGUGCUUGAGAAAGCUCAAGAGACACUCGGACGACAAAAUUCGGGUAACAUGGGACUCGAAGCAGCCAAAAAUCAGCUAUCUGAAUUGGUGUCAAAAGUGUCCAACCAAUGCCUGAAUUCGGCAUUUUCGGAUUUGAAAGACUUGCAAGGCUUAUGCCCCCAGCAGGGUCUAACACAAGCAGCUCCACCUACUGAUUGUUCAAUGGACAGUUGCUUGGCAUCAUGUGAUGUGUCUCAGAAAGAGCAAGAAAUACACAACAAUGGGAUUUGCUUAAGAAUAUACAACAGCAGCUCGUUACCGGAAGAUCUGUUGCUACCGCAAACCGAGCUGAAAUUGUUCAACGACAUCAAAACAGGCCGUUGCACCGGUGAUUUAUCGAUCAGUGUAGGACUACAAGGAGAAAAAGGGCACCCCAACAACAAUGGCAGAAAAGAGGAUCAAACAGUUAAUAGCCUGCCUUAUUUUUUGACAAAGCUGGACUUAAAUGUCCAUGAAGACAACGAUGCUGCUUCAAGCUGCAAACAGUUUGAUCUGAAUUACCUCAGCUGGAACUGAAAAGGUCCGAUCGACCA
Messenger RNA from Hibiscus syriacus, 1387 nucleotides. Its product is annotated as myb-related protein 2-like. NCBI's taxonomy places the organism in Eukaryota, Viridiplantae, Streptophyta, Magnoliopsida, Malvales, Malvaceae. The transcript is spliced from 6 exons. The coding region runs from base 264 to 1370 and encodes 368 amino acids. The record is from RefSeq and is a predicted model, not a curated record. Gene Ontology annotation, molecular function: DNA binding; DNA-binding transcription factor activity.